Xyrichtys novacula (pearly razorfish) is the source of this 3989-nucleotide messenger RNA. NCBI's taxonomy places the organism in Eukaryota, Metazoa, Chordata, Actinopteri, Labriformes, Labridae. The record is from the annotation of a GenBank genome assembly.
UCAUUCAGUGAGAGAGGGGAGGCGAGGGAGUAAACAUCGUAGUUGUGUAACUCCCUUUUUGCCAAUCAGAGCGUCUCCUCUUCAGACCCCUCCCAUACUUCAGGGAGAUUUAUAGUGGCCCCUGCUCGGCUCUAAUGUCGCUUCAGCUUCUCAAAGUCUGAGCAGUCAGGGGUCCACACAGCUGCAGGAUUAUGGCACCAGGAAAGAAGGUAUGUGUGGACUUUGGUGUGGAGACGGGGAAUGCUAUAAGGACUUUGCUGCAGAAUAUCAACGCAGGGAAUUGUAACCUCAGCUUUUGGGAAUGCCAAGCACUAAAAUAGAGUGAAGUCUUAUCCAAACUCUGUCAACUUGUUGAAAAAUCUUAAGAUAUUUAAAAGCAUAUUAAGCCAAAUUAGAAACUAACGUGGUUUCUUGUUUAUCUUUAGUAGUAUUAGCCAUGAAAAAAAACACCAGAUAUGUUUGUCCAGGUAUUUGAGUGUAAGACUUCUAUUUCUGUCCAGAUGCACUGGAGGUGAACAAAGUAAAAAAUAUGAAAUACAUAGAAUUUAUUUUUAUUCAUGGCUAAGCUAGCACAAUUUAUUUAUUCAUUUAUUUAUUUUUGCGUGAAGCAAAGGAAGGAGACUUUGAAACAUAUCAUUUUUCCAAGCUUCACUUCAAACACAUUUUUAAUUUGCUGUCAAUAACAGAGAUCAUCGUCAUAAAUUUAAUUUUCAAAUCAAUUUUUUCAGCUAUGAGAAGAUGAUUUCAGGGAAAUAUAACAGCAGAAUAUUUCAAACUAUUUCUUUGAGUGAAUCCAGAAGAGUCUUGUGAGGAUUCAUGCCAGGUGGAGAUUUUCUCACACUCAGAAAAGCUUGUGUAAACAAUGAAAUCAUCACAAAUACCCACUGCCAGUGGAAUAAAUGACUAAGAACAUGAAGUUUUGUAACAUUUGAUGUUUAAUGGCCAAAUUUAAGUGCAAAAGCAUUUUGCUGACAUGCAGCCUAAUACCACUUAAAUCACCUAAAUAGAGUGCAAUAUGUAUUCAGAUCAAGGUUAUCUUCAUGAUUGUGCAAAUUUCAAUUUUUUUCUCCAAACUCCUGAGAGGCCAAAACUAAAAGGUGUAGGCCUAUCAGCCUAUCAGCCAUUAUGAGCAGUGCAGCUGCUCUCAGACAUGUGCUUCCUCCUGAUGACUCAGGGUCAAAGGGAGAGGGGGUGCGGGGCACUGGAUAUGAGAAACCACUGCAUGAGGCAUGGACACAAAUUUGUUCUUGUUGUUAGUCUUUAUUUUACUUUUACCCAUUUGGAAUAUAUUAAAGUUCUGUUAAUAAGUAAUGAAAGGUGAAUUAGAUAAAACACAUACUUUCAAUAAUAAACCCAGUAUGUCUAGGCUCUCCUUGUGUGAUAUAUAAUGAUCUUUAUACCAAGCCCUCCAUAAUCCAUUAACAGGGAGUGUUGGAGCGUCUUGACGCUGGAGAGGUGGUGAUUGGUGAUGGAGGCUUCGUGUUUGCUCUGGAGAAGAGAGGCUACGUGAAGGCCGGGCCCUGGACCCCUGAGGCCGCUGCAGAGCACCCUGAAGCAGGUGAGAAAAACAGUUAUAUUCAACAUGAAAAGGAAUCUUUCACACCCCGUAAUAGCCUUUCCUUCAGUUUCCUCGUGUCAUGGUUUUGAUGGAGUUUCCUGUCCACUGGUUUUAAAUUGCAGUCUGUGUGUUUUUUUAGUACGUCAGCUUCACAGGGAGUUCCUCAGGGCUGGUGCAAACGUCAUGCAGACCUUCACCUUCUACGCUAGUGAUGACAAACUGGAGAACAGAGGCAACAAGCUCUCCUUCACUGUAAGUGUGAAGAAACAUCUUCAAAUCCGAAGCUAAAAUGACCCUCAGAGCAUGUGAUAAAGCAAUGCCUAUUAAAAGAAUCAAUGGAUGCUACUUUGUUCAUCAGUUUUCCCUUUUGUGUUUAAGUUCUGUGUCUUAUUUAUGUAAAUAUGCAACUGUAUUUUGUGUUUCUUGGCCAGGACUCCCUUGAAAAAGAGGUUCUUAAUCUCACUGUGAUAUUUCCUGGUUAAAAAUAUUUUUCGUAAUCUCUUUUCAGGGUGCUCAGAUCAAUGAGGCCGCUUGCGACCUGGCAAGAGAAGUAGCCAAUGAGGGUGACGCUCUGGUCGCAGGUGGAGUGUCUCAGACUCCAUCCUACCUGAGCUGUAAGAGCGAGACAGAGGUGAAGGCCAUCUUUAAGAGACAGCUGGAUGUGUUCAUCAAGAAAGACGUGGACUUCCUCAUUGCUGAGGUAGAGACACAAAAACAUCACUAUUCAACAUAGACCACAGACCUUAUCCUUUUUGGUGAAUGUCUAAUUGUGUUUAAUUUCUGUGUCCUGCAGUACUUUGAGCAUGUUGAAGAGGCCGUGUGGGCUGUGGAGGUUCUGAGGGAGACAGGAAAGACUGUGGCUGCUUGUUUGUGUAUUGGACCUGAGGGAGACAUGCACGGCGUCUCACCUGGAGAUUGUGCCGUCAAGCUGGUUAAGGCUGGUGGGUUAAUUUUUGACCUUUACAAAAACAAAUAUUACCUUUAAAUGUUCUUAAAUCAGCCCAUCUUACCCUGACAUGACCUCAGGAAUAAGUUGACAAGAGUAAGAUUCCUAGCAGUAGACAUGAGAGAGGACGCAUCUGUUCUUAUUCCACUUUGUCCCAUAAAUGUCCUGCUAAAUCACCAAAAUGUUGUCCAUUAAAAGUAUUCAGCCACAGGCAGCUACUACAACUACACAACAGUUAUUCUUGUCUCUUUCACACACCUUAUUUCUAUGCUAAUCUGUAACAGCUGACUCACACCAAUGUGUACUCUUUCUUAGGUGCCCAGAUUGUUGGAAUCAACUGCCACUUUGACCCCAUGACCUGCGUGCAAGCUGUCAAAAUGAUGAAGGAGGGAGUGGAGAAGGCCGGACUGAAGGCUCAUUACAUUGUGCAGCCCCUGGCUUUCCACACACCUGACUGCAGCUGUCAGGGAUUCAUCGACCUGCCAGAGUUCCCCUUCGGUAAUCAAAUUCUACUGUUUGAUGUAGACGCCAUCAUUUCAAUAUAGUGUCUUUAACAUCACAUUAUUAAAAAUUGUGUAGCUGAAAAGCAGAAAAAAAAACUGAUUUUAAACUUGCACAAAACAAAAUUUUCCAUCAGGACUGGAGCCCAGGAUCCUCACCCGCUGGGACAUGCACAAGUACGCCAGAGAAGCCUACAACGUUGGCAUCCGCUUCAUUGGCGGCUGCUGCGGGUUCGAGCCCUAUCACAUCAGGGCCAUUGCAGAGGAGCUGACACAAGAGAGAGGGAUCGUUGCUGCAGGCUCAGAAAAACACGGAAUGUGGGGUGCUGGUCUAGAGAUGCACACAAAGCCCUGGGUCAGAGCCAGGUCAGAGGCAACCUUAAAUUUGCUGUUAAAUACCACAAACAUGCAACAAAACUUUGUCAAAUGUGAAAUACUGUCUCAUAGGAGCCACUGUGCAUGCACUAACUGUAGUUUUUUGGUCUUCUGUGUUUUGAUAGAGCCCGUCGUGACUACUGGGAGAACCUGAAGCCAGCCUCUGGUCGUCCUCUGUGUCCCUCCAUGUCCAGUCCUGAUGGCUGGGGCGUCACUAAGGGCCACACUGAUCUCAUGCAGCAGAAAGAGGCUACCUCUCAGGACCAACUCAAGCAACUGUUUGAUAGGUCAAAGAGCCACUGAGUACCUCCCUCUCCUUCAGUCUGAGUCAAACAACUGUGCCGUGCAGCUGAUGUUGCACAGUAAUAUGUGUACUGUCUGUUUACAGAGCUGCACCUAACACAUGUAAUGUCAGGGCCGAUUCUUCACUUGAGACUGCAACUGUACUGUGCAUGUGUUGAUUGUUACGCUGUAGUUAAUGUGGAGCCACAGUCAGGUUUUGAGUAAAGAGUCUGCCCAGGUUAAGAUUGGGACCUUUUUGCUUUCCAUGGACCAGUUUGUUUAAUAAAAGAAUAUCGAAUAAAAUGUGAAUUGGUCACUUGGGUAUUGA